This is a messenger RNA of Cololabis saira (Pacific saury), 6271 nucleotides long. RefSeq names its product contactin-4-like. Gene Ontology annotation, cellular component: axon; plasma membrane. Gene Ontology annotation, biological process: cell-cell adhesion; axon guidance. Bases 454 to 3585 code for a protein of 1043 amino acids. Lineage: Eukaryota; Metazoa; Chordata; Actinopteri; Beloniformes; Belonidae. The record is from RefSeq and is a predicted model, not a curated record. Gene Ontology annotation, molecular function: protein binding. The transcript is spliced from 24 exons.
GGAGGAGGCGGGCAGGGCUGACGCAGCGGAGUGAGCGAGCGGCGCACCGACGCGCGCACUUUCCGACAUGCAACCUGCGAGACGCCGCACCGCCGGCGACUUCCCGUGCCACUGACACAACCGAGGGACGCGGAGACGCGCCGGCAUGGACGCAGAGUAGCGGUGCCGCGCCGAGGCGUGUGCGCGCGGAGGUCCGCCGGAGAUCAGGAGCAAAAAAAACGCGUGUUUUUGGCGCACGGAGCUGUGGAGUGUGGAGGAGACGCGCUGCGCCCCAACUGGGAUGUCUCAGAGCUCUUCUUUGUUCACUCACUAAAUACGGAUUAAUCUGUGGCUGUGAAUUUAUCCCGAGGCACCACCGCUGCACGGAACAGAUUGGAAAACCAGAGAGGUGCAAAUCGGAUUCCAUACGUUUGUGAUUGGAUGUGAGAAUACUUUGACCCUACAAAAUUGAAAAUGAUGUUGCUAUGGAAACUGCUGCUGCUGCAGUCACUUAUGGGGUGCCUUGCAGGUGGCGGCGUGGAAGCUGUAUUUCAGAGAGGAGCAGUUUCAGAGAGCGCGGUCCUGCAGAGUCCCGUCUUCUCCAAGCAGCCCGGCAGCAUCGUGUAUCCUGUGGAGACUCUGGAGAACAACAGAGAGGUCGUGUUCAGCUGUGAGGCCCAGGGAAGCCCACCUCCAAUGUACCGGUGGAAAUUGAACGGAACAGAUAUCAUUCCCAAAGCUGGGUCUCACUACAGCCUUUCCGGAGGCAACCUCCGAAUCAGCCGUCUGAACAAAGACCAAGAUGCUGGAACGUAUCAGUGCCUCGCAUCCAACUCUUUCGGGACCAUCGUCAGCCGAGAGGCCAGUCUAUCCUUUGCCUACUUGGAAAACUUCAAGACUCACAGAAGAAGCUCCGUGUCAGUACGCGAAGGUCAAGGAGUGGUUCUGCUCUGCGGCUCGCCACCACAUUCUGGAGAUCUGACAUUUUCCUGGAUCUUUAACGAGUACCCAACGUUUGUGAAGCAGGACUCUCGCCGCUUCGUCUCACAGGAGACAGGAAAUCUGUACAUUGCCAAAGUGGAGCCCUCGGAUGUUGGCAACUACACUUGUGUGGUGUCCAACACCGUCACGAAGACCCGCGUCCAGGGCCCGCCCACGCCGCUCGUGCUCCGCAGUGACGGUGUUAUGGGUGAAUAUGAGCCAAAGAUUGAAGUUCAGUUUCCAGAGGUUGUUCAUGUUGCCAAAGGAUCCACAGUAAAGCUGGAGUGCUUCGCUCUGGGAAACCCUGCUCCGUCUAUAAGCUGGAGGAGAGUGGACGGCGUACCCUUUCCCAGGAAAGUCGACAUGAGAAAGUCCAGCGGCAUCCUGGAAAUCCCGUAUUUCCAGCAGGAGGACGCCGGCACGUACGAGUGCGUGGCUGAGAACUCCCGGGGAAUGAACACGGUGAAAGGAAAGCUCUCCUUCUACGCGCCGCCUCAUCUCAUUGAGAAGCCCCAGGAUGUCCAGAAGCUCAUCGAUGACUCGCUGGUGUGGGACUGUAAAGCCACCGGGAAGCCCAAACCCUCGUACAGGUGGAUGAAGAAUGGAGAGAACCUGGAGCCGACAGAGGAGCGUAUACAGGUCGCCAAUGGGGUGUUGUCUAUCAGUCGCCUGACCCUUUCCGACACAGGAAUGUACCAGUGUGUGGCUGGGAACAAGCACGGCGAGGUCUACUCCAACGCAGAGCUGAGAGUUAUAGCUGUUGCCCCAGAUUUUUCUCGCAAUCAACUCAAGAGCCAGACGAUGGUGAAGGUGGGAGGAGAUGUGCUCAUCGAAUGCAAGCCCAAGAUGUCUCCUUGGGGGGUGAUUUCUUGGAGGAAGGGCAGUGAACCCCUCUAUGGAAAUAGCAGGGUCUCCAUCCUUGAAAACGGUAAUCUUCGGAUUUGGAACGUUACCAAUUCUGACGCAGGCCUCUACACCUGCAUGGCAAGAAACCAGUUUGGAGUGGCGAGCAGCACAGGGACCGUCACAGUUAAAGAGCCGACCGCCAUCACCACCCUGGCGUCCACGCUGGACGUCACCGUCGGCGAGAGCGUGGUCCUGCCCUGUCAAGUGAGCCACGACCCGUCGCUGGAGCUCAAGUUCACCUGGUUCUUCAACGAGCAGCUCAUCCACUUCGGGAGCCACGAUGGCUUCUUUGAGAAAGUGGGAGGUCAGCAUUCGGCAGGAGACAUUAUGAUCCGGAACAUCCAGCUGAGGCACGCGGGGAAGUACACGUGCGCCGUGCAGACCAAGGUGGACAGCAUUUCCAUCGCUCUGGACCUGGUUGUGAGAGGUCCCCCAGGGCCCCCAACCAGCAUUCACGUGGAAGGCAUCACUGAUACCACAGCGUCUCUGUCCUGGAGGCCCGGGCCUGAUAAUCACAGUCCAAUUACAGCGUACACCAUUCAGGCCAGGACGCCGUUCUCCCUGGGGUGGCAGGCUGUCACCACAGUUCCUGAGGUGGUGGGGGGCCGCCAGAUGACAGCUACAGUAAUAGACCUGAGCCCCUGGGUGGAAUACGAAUUUCGAGUCCUGGCAAGCAACAGAAUUGGGACGGGCGAGCCCAGCAAGCCGUCCAAACAAGCAAGAACAAAGAGCACCUCUCCGAAGGUCACACCCGCUAAUGUGAGUGGAGGCGGAGGCAGUCGCUCCGAAUUAGUCAUCACUUGGGAGCCGGUUCCAGAGGAGCUGCAGAACGGACCAGGCUUCGGCUAUGUGGUGGCUUUCCGGCCCCACGGAGCCACAGGCUGGAUGAAAGCCGCCGUGCCCUCCCCUGAAGCCUCCAGAUACGUCUUUAAAAACGAGAGCAUCCAGCCUUUCUCUCCUUUCCACGUGAAGGUCGGGGUGUACAACAACGAGGGGGAGGCACCGUUCGGAGCGGUGACCACCAUCUACUCUGCUGAGGAAGAGCCGGGCCGAGCUCCCACCAGAGUCCGUGCCAAGAGCCUCUCUGCAUCUGAAAUGGAAGUUUCGUGGAAAGCUCUGCCCUGGAACGCCAGCAAGAGGAGGGUGCUGGGCUACGAGCUGAGGUACUGGAGUAGAAGUGAAAGGGAAGACACGGCCAGCGUGCAGAGGACUGUGGGAAAUCAAACAUCCACUGUUAUCCGAGGCGUGAGGGGGAGCACCACGUAUUACAUCUCGGUGCGGGCGUAUAACACCGGCGGAGCGGGGCCUCCCAGCACCACUGUCAACGUCACCACCAAAAAACCUCCACCAAGUCAGCCUCCGGGUAAAGUCAUGUGGAACACAUCAAACUCCAAGAUCAUACUGAACUGGGAGCAGGUCAAAGCGCUGGAAAAUGAGUCAGAAGUGACUGGUUACAAGGUGCUGUACAAGAAGAACCAGCACAGUCGACCCAGCGUCAUGGAGACCAACACCACCUCUGUUGAGCUUACUCUCCCCACUGAUGAGGAUAUUAUCGUCCAGAUAAAGCCGUUUGGAGAGGGAGGGGACGGCAGCAGCAGCAGGCAGAUCACCAUCCCCAGGGUCCCAGGCCCCAACGCAGUCGGCUCAGCAUCCAAGGUCUCCACUCUAUCAGCCCUCAGCACAAUAGCACUGUCUUUCACAGCACGGACAUCUUUAUGACAAACGGCUCCCAGCAGACGUUGUAUCCGACAUGGAGACAGCUCCCCGGCAGAACGCAAACACAGCCAACUCCGCUCUAACUACAUCCAUUCAUUUAGAUUUUAGAGGCAGAGGGAAGAUGCUGACGGCUAAAAUUAGAAAUACAUUAUUGAGGAGACAGAGGAGGAGCCCCCUUCAGUGCCCAGGCCAGGUAGAGGAGAUUGACUGAUGUCGUGACUAUGUUGUUACCAAAGCAGCUUUCAUAAAAGAAAAAUAAAGUGAAAAAAUGUCUUAUUAUAUGCAUCUUUUUGUAUGACGUGUUGAGCUUUUAUACAUUUUGUUUUCUUAAUGGGUUUGAAGUCAGCCUGAGGUGACGGGGAGAACAUUUAACUGCAUGGUAUAUAACAUCAUCCAGGCCUUCAGUUUGGAGGUGAAUAUCAUUUGGAAGUUUGCCCUUUUAUCUUCUAAAAUAAGGUUUCGCCAGUAAGUUUAGUUCCAACAGAGCAGAGUAUGUUUGGUUUUUUCCUGUCACGUUACAGUCGGUACAUGUCUGUAUUUCAGUUUUGCCCACCGUUUCAAACAUCUUUGACUCGGAGGUCUGCUUUGGUGUUGGUGUUGCUUUUGGUCUUCUUACUCAGAGCAUGAAGAGAGGAGUAGCAUCAGUUUCUGCGUGUGAGUCUUAGCUACAAAGUAAGCCUGCCAAGGUCAGUUCAAAAGGAGCCCUUAAAAAGGUGGGCUCCAGUUGCUCUAAUCAUAAAUCUGCUGAAAACGCAGAACCAUGCGCUUCCAUGUUGGAGCUCAAUGGAAAAAGUCUGGGGUAUGUUAAUAUACUCUUGUGCAAUGUGAGCAAAGUAAUCAUGAGAGCCUGUGAUCAUUCCUUCUGUCCAUUACGAAAGUAAAGAGCACAGAGCCGUCUGUGAGGACAAACAGAUAUUCUGUCAUCAGGCUUUAGGCACUUUCUCUGCAGAACUGUAGGACAAGUUUGCACUGUUGCAAGACUUUAUUUAUGGCCUGAGAUGUCCCAAAGAUUGACAAACGUUGGUCCAGUGCUCAAUGCUGCUGCCUCACAGCAAGAAAGCUCUCCAUUCAAACCGGGUUCCUAGGGCUGGGCGAUUUUGGACAAAAAUAAAAUCCCGAUUUUUUUUUUCUCUGAAAAUCCGAUUUUCGAUUUCGAUUUUUUUGGUAAAAGUACAAAAGACAAUGGAAUAAAUUGUUUCAAAUAUUUUAUCUUUAUUUUUAAAGAAAAAUAGCAAGCAAAUUUCCCUAUUGGGAAUGAAGUGCAAUUGAAAGAUACUGUAAAUCCUCCUUUUAGUAAAGUGACAAAAUUUACAAUCUUCUUGACCAAACAAAGAUGACUAGACUAGAUGCGAGAGGAAAAUCGAUUUUACGAUUUUCCUUUUUUUAACAUCGUCUUGAUUAAUAAAUCCGAUUUAGAUUUAAAAUCGAUUAAUCGCACGGCCCUACGGGUUCCUGUCUGUUUGGAGCGCUCAUGUUCUCUUUGUGCGAUUCCUACCACCGUCCAAACACGUAUGAGCUUAAAUAAUGAUUCUAAAUCCAGUGAUUUUGCACAUUAGUCCUCACAAAACGAGCACUGUAGAUGCAGUUAUGAAUGCACUCAGAUGAGAAUGCUUUACAGUCGACAUGGACAGAGGGACGGUGAGCUUUAACCCUGGCAGCACUACUAAGACGCCAUGGGCAGGAACUUGCAGAGAAGUCAGUGAAGUGCUUGACAGUAGCAGGACCGAGCUGUCGUCGAGGGCUUAUCCAUCCUACGUUCCUCCAAUCCCGGCCACCGGACGGCAGUGACGGCCUGACCCCUGUGGCCGCCUCACUACCCCUCAUUCUUUCAGUUAGCCCUGUGUCUAGAGCGAUUCUUUGCCUUCUGUGUGCCUCAUCAUAUGUUCAAAAUCCUCAGGUCCUUAAAGAGCCUUAACUUAUCAUAUGUAUGUCGAAAAGAAACAUUAGAAAAAGCAGAACCACAAAGCAGCUGCGGGGAUGUUUACAUGCUGCUGUAGCUAUAGGAACCACACGGUGGGUAGCCAGCAUCCUCUGCUGAGGUUACUGAGGGUACUCUGAACGGCAUUCUGCCGUUUCACGUGGGAUAUUGGCAAUAUAUGAGGCCAGGUGCAUUUUUAUAGAUGUGUAUUCUUAAUAAAAGAUGCUGCUGCUGAUCUUUUUUCCUUUUCCCAUAGUCUCCUGAUGCCAUGUGGGCCCGCUGUGCUGCUCUGAGUACAGCGCCGUCUGUGUGUAGCUUGUAAUCCAGUUCAUAGUUUGUAGUACUUUGAAGGGGAAGUGUACUGUAGGCUACUGGGUUUUGCUGAGAAUCAUGCAUCAAGAAAUGUGUAAUAUACUGUUUUGUACACUCAGAUCAUUUAUAUAAAAGAACCUUUCUAAAGAGAUGAUUUACUUGGUUUUUAUGUAACAACUCUGUUUCAUACUGUAGCUAAGUGUUGCUCAGCAUGACUGUACUUUGUCCUCCCUUCUGUCCAUCUGCAGACCGAUUGAAUGGCUUUAGGUUAAUGCAUCUGAUAGGUUUGUGCAUAUCGUAUGUGUACCAUGAAAUCUGAACCGGUAUAAGGCCAGCACCUGUGCUUCUGUCUCAGUCAGCCUCCCUGAGAAGUGAGUGAGUCUACUGUCUAUAUACGCUCUCCGGAAGGUCCUCUCUGUCGCUGUUUGUUGUUUAUACUGUGUGAAUAAAGAUACCUGA